GUCAUGUCUCUGUCAUCAGUUGAUAGUGCUGUGUGUUUAUCUUCUCUCCCUUUCUGUUGCUCACUCACUGUAGCAACGGGAAAGACAAGGACAGUAACUCUAAACGCUAUAUUUUCGAACGCAGAAGUAUGGUGCAACAUUUGCUACGAGAAAUAUAGCAGUCAAAACGGUGGACGAUGGGCCAUAGCAGAAGCUUUUGGAAAGCAUGAAUGCGUGCUGACUGAAAUCUUUGCUAAAAUUGAUCAAUGAAUUUGAACGCUAAGCCCAUGAAGGCACGAAGUACUUUCAAUAACUUUCGAUCGUUUCCUAUUUUCAAUGAAAAGGAGAUACUUGUUGAGCUUCUCUUACCUAGGAAAUCAUUUCCAAAGCUGCUCGAGAGAUGGUAAUAAUCUUUCCUCUGUUGUUGGAGCACUGGAAGACCGUUUGCAACGCCUCAAAAACACAUCUCUUGCUUCGAAUGUAGUCGUUUCUAGCAGAACAGAUCGAGGGGUGCAUGCCAUUCAAAAUACUGCUCAUGUUGAUCUUCUAACUGAUCGUGAACUUAGCUUAACGAAUGUUUUGAAUGUAUUAAAUAAAUUUUAUAGAAAGAACAACAUUGGUCUCAGGGUUUCUGCUAUACGCCAAGUUGCAGAUGAUUUUAAUGCUCGUAAAUUUGCGAGGUUUCGUACUUACCUGUACAGAAUAGCUGUGCCAAAGUACAACUUUGAUUGCAUAGAUCCAUACACUCCAAUUUCUGAAGUAACACGUUGUUAUUUCCUCAGGAAGCCUGGCUUCGACAUAGAUGCAGUCCAAAAGGGAUUGUCACUUCUCAUUGGGACCCACAACUUCCUCUCUUUCACUGGAAAACCAUCAAAACAAACACUUGUGAGGACUCCCAUACGCAGAAUUUUCUCUUUCACAAUUAACCAAGGAGCUCCAUUAAUGUGUGAUCUUCAUGAGCCAUUCUCAAACAAUUUUGAUUAUUGGGAUUUCAUUGUUGAAGGGCGGUCAUUUAAUUACCGACAGGUUCGUCGCAUGAUCGGCGCUCUAGUAGCAGUUGGUCAAGGGAAGUUCUCAUGCAAUGGCUUGCAAAGAAUGCUUGACUUAGAAGUACAAAGUGAUGAAUGGAUAAUGUCCAUCAUUGCUCCAGCCUGUGGCCUUUAUUUAAUGAAGGUUACCUAUAAUGAAGACGAUUUGGCUGUUAAUAGGAAACAAAAGCAGUGCAUUCAAGAAUACUCAAACCUUAUGUUUCUUUUGAAACAGCGGGAGCUGUGCCUGAAAGUCUAA
Molecule: messenger RNA, 1266 nt
Organism: Frankliniella occidentalis (western flower thrips)
Lineage: Eukaryota; Metazoa; Arthropoda; Insecta; Thysanoptera; Thripidae
Product: tRNA pseudouridine synthase-like 1
Exons: 6
Coding region: 316-1266 (316 amino acids)
Biological process (GO): tRNA pseudouridine synthesis
Molecular function (GO): pseudouridine synthase activity; RNA binding
Source: RefSeq, a predicted model, not a curated record